Molecule: messenger RNA, 1498 nt
Organism: Hermetia illucens (black soldier fly)
Lineage: Eukaryota; Metazoa; Arthropoda; Insecta; Diptera; Stratiomyidae
Product: methyltransferase-like protein 25
Exons: 4
Coding region: 1-1458 (485 amino acids)
Biological process (GO): rRNA modification
Molecular function (GO): rRNA (adenine-N6,N6-)-dimethyltransferase activity
Source: RefSeq, a predicted model, not a curated record
AUGAGUGAACAAGGACAACACACCGAAGCACAACAAAUUGAACAUCCAGUACGGCGAAGCCAACGGCUAAGAAAUCGACCCAAGAGACUAGUCGAAGAGAUGAUGACUUUGCCUCCAGAGUUUUCUACUUACUCGGUCUACUUUCAAGAAUGCUUCGAUUUUUUGAAUGACUACAAAUGGAUAUUUUCUACAUCCAAUACUCAAUAUCUGAAAGAAGAUGUCCUCGAGCAAUUCCCUGAUGAAUGGCAAGAAUACUUCAUCACAGUGGAAAAUGACGAACUCAACGCUUUUCCCGAUGGACUGAAUGAUCAGACUCUUCUGCCAAAAUCAUUGCAAGCAUUUCAACAAAAGUUGCAGUUACUCAAGCCGCGAAUAUCCUCCCCACGCUGCACUGAAACCAAAUUGAUGAAAGGGAUGAGUCCAAAGAAGUCUCACGAAAUCAUUCAAUUAGCCAAACUGAUUGAAGAAAAACUUAAAGACAAGGUCAACCUUCUCAUUGAUUUUGGAGCAGGUCUAGGGUAUCUAAGUGAAAUCCUAUUUAGAAAAAGUAGCUUCAACAUCUUAGGUUUGGAGUGUGAUGCUGAGCGUGUUGUCCUUGCGAGAAAACGCCAAAAGGAGUACUAUCCUGAGUCGACUUCUAAAGUAGUUUAUGAAGAAAUGAAUAUAAGGCCAGAUUCCGGAGAGCAGAUUGAAUUUCUAAGCAAAGAACAUUUUGCUGAUACAGGACAACAAGACUGCGGCAUUAUUGGACUCCAUGCCUGCGCUGAUCUCUCCAUAACAGCCAUAAAUUUAUUCUUUGAAUCGAAAACUAUCCAGGGACUCGUCAUAAUGCCCUGCUGCUACCAUAAAUUAGAGUUAUCGGAAGAGUCGGAAGCUGGUCGUAUUUUUAAAAAUUUUCCUCUCAGCAGAUGCCUCUCAGAGAUAGUGCUGAAAUCGGAAAAUAGUUUUCAAAUUUUGAAUCGUCCGUUUUUGAGGCUAGCCUGCCAGCAAACCGUGUCUCGCUGGAGAUGUAUGAAGGCGGAGAGCCAUAGGGAACACGGGAUAGAUAUGUUUCUUCGAGCAGCGGUUGAAUGCUUGAAGCUGGAUGAUGUGAUUAUAACAAAGCGUAAAGGAAAAAGGUUACUCGAACCAAAUAUCAGCUUCGAUUAUAUAUCUUCAAAUUACUUAUUAAAAUCGAAACUUACAAAUCAAUCCAUUGAUUGGUCUGAGGAUCAUCGUAGCACUAUCGAAGGAAUAUUCAAAAAGUACCCAAAUGGCUGGAAACUGAGUGAGGCACUAACUUGUCUUCAAACAGCAUUUCAGGGACUUUGUGAGAAUAUCGUACUCCUGGAUCGAGUUUGCUUCAUCCAAGAACGCGCCCAACAAAUGAACCUGGAAAUUUGCAUUGAAGUAAAGAAAAUUCUUGACGACCAGCUCUCACCCAGAUGUUUCGCAUUUAUAGCUGAAAAACGCAAAUAACACAAAAAGAUACCAAGUCAAUAAAAUAUUUUAAAAGCAA